GACACAGCAUGGUAUAUUCCUGAAAUUCAUCCAUGAUGCUGAAUGUGUAUUCAUGCCUGGCCACUACGUGAUGACAGUUCUUACACAGACGAUCAUAGGUCACUAUUUCUUCUCCAUCUUCCUCUUUUAGGGAUUUGUUUGUGAUCAGCAUAAAAUCCCGCUUAUUGCACACUGCACAGCCAGUGAAGUUCAGUAAGAAAGAUCUGUUCUCCAGGCAGGUGACAUGAGGUGGCAGCAGCUCAGCCCCACAGGUGCCAUGCCAGCAGGGUGUGCUGCUCACUCAGCCGCGGCUGUGGGGAAACAUGUGUAUGUCUUUGGAGGGAUGACUGCCACCGGGGCACUGGACACCAUGUACCGGUAUCACACAGAGAAACAGCAUUGGACCUUACUUAAAUUUGAUACUCGUCUACCCCCUGGACGAUUGGACCACUGCAUGUGUAUCAUUCCGUGGCCAGUGACAUCUGCUGAGAAAGACUCAGAAUCGGUCACAUGGAACUGUGAAGCUGAGGAAGGAGAUUCCAAUGACAAAGUGACCCAGAGGGGGGAUUUACAUGAGGAAUGUCAGGCUGACACAUUGCUGUGUUUUGUGUUUGGUGGGAUGAAUACAGAAGGGGAUAUCUACGAUGACUGUAUUGUGACUGUAGUUGACUAAUAAAAGCCACACUUAUUUUCAAAAA
This is a messenger RNA of Octodon degus (degu), 677 nucleotides long. RefSeq names its product rab9 effector protein with kelch motifs-like. The transcript has 3 exons. Gene Ontology annotation, molecular function: protein binding. The record is from RefSeq and is a predicted model, not a curated record. The coding region runs from base 224 to 652 and encodes 142 amino acids. NCBI's taxonomy places the organism in Eukaryota, Metazoa, Chordata, Mammalia, Rodentia, Octodontidae.